Messenger RNA from Brassica rapa (field mustard), 1915 nucleotides. Its product is annotated as xylulose kinase 2. Gene Ontology annotation, cellular component: cytosol. Gene Ontology annotation, molecular function: D-xylulokinase activity. The record is from RefSeq and is a predicted model, not a curated record. NCBI's taxonomy places the organism in Eukaryota, Viridiplantae, Streptophyta, Magnoliopsida, Brassicales, Brassicaceae. Gene Ontology annotation, biological process: D-xylose metabolic process; xylulose metabolic process; phosphorylation.
UAAUUACAGAGUUAGCUAUUACAUAAAACUCAAACUCGUUAUGAUCCUCGUAUCUGAUCGCAAUAAACUCCGCUCUUAUCCAAAUUCCACAAUUCUGAAUUAGUGAGUUUAUAAACGGACACACCUCUUCAGACUUGGAUCGGAUCAACAACAACUAUGGCGGAUCUCUCUCUUCCUUCAGAUUCUCUCUUCCUCGGAUUCGACAGUUCUACCCAGUCGUUGAAAGCAACUGUGCUGGACUCAUCCCUCAACAUCGUAACGACCGAACUCGUUCACUUCGAUACCGAACUUCCCCAUUACAAAACCAAAGAUGGCGUUUACAGAGACCCCACCGUCAACGGCAGAAUCGUCUCCCCUACGCUCAUGUGGGUGGAGGCACUCGAUCUCAUCCUCCACAAGCUCUCCGCUGCCAAUUUCGAUUUCAAGAAAGUCAUCGCCGUUUCCGGGAGCGGCCAGCAGCACGGCAGCGUCUACUGGCGGAACGGCAGCUCCCAGAUUCUGAAGUCUCUGGAUCCCAACAGUUCCUUGAAGGACCAGCUCCAGAAGGCGUUCUCUUUCGAGGAGUCUCCGAUAUGGAUGGAUAGCAGCACGACGGUGCAGUGCAGAGAGAUCGAGAGUGCUGUGGGAGGGGGCAUGGUGCUGUCUGAGAUCACUGGCUCCCGUGCUUACGAGCGCUACACUGGCCCUCAGAUACGCAAGCUGUUCACCACUGAGGCUGAUUUGUAUGCGAGCACUGAGAGGAUUUCGCUUGUUAGCUCCUUCAUGGCGUCUUUGCUGAUUGGUGAUUAUGCUUCGAUUGAUGAGACUGAUGGCGCUGGGAUGAAUUUGAUGGAUAUUAAGAAACGUUGUUGGUCUAAGGAUGCGUUACAGGCUACAGCUACGGGUUUGGAGGAAAAGCUUGGGAAGUUAGCACCAGCUUAUGCUACUGCUGGUUCCAUUUCUCAGUACUUUGUUCACAGAUACGGUUUUGAAAAGAACUGUGUGGUUGUUCAGUGGUCAGGAGACAAUCCUAAUAGUUUGGCAGGUCUAACACUUAGUACUCCUGGAGAUCUAGCGAUAAGUCUUGGGACCAGUGACACGGUAUUUGGGAUUACCAAAGAACAUCAACCCAGUCUUGAGGGCCAUGUGUUUCCGAAUCCCGUUGAUCCGGAGAGUUACAUGGUAAUGUUGGUUUACAAAAAUGCUUCUCUCACCCGUGAAGAGAUUCGUGACCGUUGCGCUGAGGGAUCUUGGGAUGUUUUUAACAAGUAUUUGGAACAAACACAGCCACUAAAUGAGGGGAAACUGGGCUUUUACUACACUGAAAAUGAAAUCCUUCCCCCACUUCCCGUUGGCUCUCAUCGCUACAUUCUUGAUAACUUCUCUGGUGAGUCUCUUGAGGGUGUUAAGGAACGUGAGGUCAAAGACUUCGACCCUCCCUCAGAGGUUAGGGCAUUGAUUGAAGGUCAGUUUCUUUCAAAGCGAGCUCAUGCUGAGAGAUUUGGUAUGCCUUCCCCUCCCAUCCGAAUUAUAGCCACUGGUGGUGCUUCAGCUAACGAUAAUAUUCUCAGUCUCAUCUCUUCAAUCUUCGGAUGUGAUGUUUAUACUGUCCAAAGGCCUGAUUCAGCAUCACUUGGAGCUGCACUGAGAGCUGCUCAUGGCUGGCUCUGCAACAAAAAAGGAACCUUUGUGCCCAUCUCCUGUCUCUACGAGGGGAAAUUGGAGAAGACGUCUCUAAAUUGCAAACUCAAAGUUAAAGCAGGAGACGGUAAUGUGGCUUCCACCUACGGGUUGUUGAUGAAGAAGAGGAUGGAAAUAGAGAAGAACCUUGUGGAGAAGUUAGGACACUUCUGAAUAAAUAAAUAAAAACUCUUUUGAGUCUUUGAGUAGCUUUUUAUAGAGUUGACCUGUAACGAUAUUUAACAUUUUGCCGUAA